Molecule: messenger RNA, 16069 nt
Organism: Toxorhynchites rutilus septentrionalis
Lineage: Eukaryota; Metazoa; Arthropoda; Insecta; Diptera; Culicidae
Exons: 5
Coding region: 6691-7737 (348 amino acids)
Molecular function (GO): nucleic acid binding
Source: RefSeq, a predicted model, not a curated record
AUAAUCCUAUGGCCUACCCAACCAGCGAGAGCUCAACGUGAGAUCAGUUCGUCUGCAGCAUCCGACUCGCUCGCGUGUUUAUCUCUACGAUUAGCUAAGGUCGUCUUCGCUUUGGAAUGGAUGCUGCCAUUGCUGCUGGAAGACGGAAUACCGGUUUGACUGGACCGAACAACGAAGAACGUCUCCAUCGAAAAGGAGCUGGCCGCAUCCGCUUUGGCAAUAGUUAAUUAUGGCAUUAUAAUUGUCAACUGUCGUAGCCAAGAGGGAAUCCCGACGAAGAUGAUCAUCAGUGAACCAUCCGGAAUAUUGAAUACAUUGUUCCGCAGCAAGUGUGACAUCAUGUGAAUCGAGCUUAUCUCGAUUUGUUUAUUUAGAUGGCAGAUUACUUUACGUUGUUCGAUCUAAGUGUUUAUUGGUGCUGGAAUAUGACCAACAAUAAGUUGUCUUCGGUCGAAUGAGACGAAUGAAUUAGUUUGACGCGAAUCAGCGAGAGUUUUUCGAACGUUUCAGGUUACUCGCGAUGAGAAUAAAGUGUCUUUUAGUUUCUGCAUCGGAAUUUCUCGUUUUAUGAAUUUUGAUUGGAUUAUUUUGGCUAUUGGAACCAAGAAUAAGAUUCCACUAGACUUCCUUUGACACCAUUUGAAAAAAUUAUUAUUUUCCUUCAUCUUCAACAUCUACAUUACUAUUUCAGAGCAUUUAGACCAUGCAUAUUGUUUCCGACAAUCGACAAUUCCUCGUGAUUUGCAACAAAAAUUAUAUGUGCAUCAAUUGGAACGUAUUCCCGGAAAAUACUCUUAGUACAAUGGAAUUUUUUUCUUUCCGUUUGUUCACAAAUUGGCAAAAUGCUAUACAGCUGAAGAUAAAAUAUACAUCAUUUUAAAGCUACAAGUUUCUAGUUUUGGAAUCUCUGGUUGUUGUUUUUUUGGUUUUGACAUGUGUAAAUGUUAUGGACGAAACGUGUAUAAAAUAUGCAUGCAUCGAACCAGAAAUGUGCACCUAGAAAACUGUACCUCUGAUGUAUAACCAAAUCCAGGUGCUCAUUCAAUACGAACGUACAACUUUUCAAAAAUCACAUAAAAAUAUGGUGCUGUACCUGGCUCCUGUAAUUUUUCGUUUGAAUUUGUGACAGUCAGUUUGUAGAUGCAACAAAAUCAUGUUUUGUUGCAACUAUAUUAAUUGUUUUGUUUUCUAUUUUGAUUCUAUUUGUAUAUUCUAACAGUCCAGUUCAAACUUUUGUGGAGUAGAAGAUUGGGCUCUCAGUAUUUACUUCACACUGCCCGCUGGUUACACCUUUUGACAUGAUAAUGAUUGAAAACAACCAUUGCAACCAUUGCGCCUCAAGUCUUAUUCUAGUUCAUCAAGAAACAUUGGAAGCUAUUAUUCUAGGAUAUAUAUUUCAUAACUAUCAAAUAAUCACGACAAAAAGGGUGAUAUUUUCUACCAGCAAGGUUUCAUGCUUGCUGGACCAGAUGGCAAGGAUAUCCUCGGGCCAUGGCUGCAGGCUACUGAAGAUGCCAAAAUGUUGUAAUUCCCCUUCAUCGUGAAGAAGAAGAAACAAGAAUCUUCGUGGCUGAUUCAUUGUUCACACGUUAGAUCCUGAAGAAUAGUUCGGCAUCUUUUAGAUAGCAGCAAAACGCUACUACUCUCGUUGAAUCGUCGCUCAAGAUGUCUCGUACACUCCCGCUGAUUCCAUAGAGAUUUCGCAGAUCCUUGUAUUUCGGGCAACCACACAGGAAAUGUUCAACGGAGUUGCAAAUUUGGCAGUGGCCCCAGAGUAGACGGAAAGGUCCUCUAUACAAUCCGUGCGAGACCGAGCAGUGGCCGGUCCUCAGUCUGGACAGGAUUCGUUGUUCUCGCAUCAUUAGUGCAUCUUCGACCCUGUUCAAUCGAACGCUUACUUUUCUGAGAAACUGUUCUCUAUCUACGAACCAAACCAGCUAUCCGUCCAAAGGGCGCGUGAUCCACAACAUCACUUCUUCGAGCAGCACCUCCCAAAGGAAAAACUGACCGGUGUAAUCGAUUCCAGUUAAUCGGGCCGUCGCUUCAUUCCACUAUGUCCGAGAAUCCACAUGAACACAGUGUCGGGCGAUAAGUACUUUCUGACGGCCUGUACCCAUGAAGACCCAGAAUACCUGACAGAUGUCCGCGAGUUUCUUGCUGGGAAUUAACCUAUUCUUAACGUCGCUUACCCCAAAUCCAAAUCCCAAUGGUCCCAAAUAUCUGAUUUCGUGGAAACGGUAUUUUUCUGCUAUGAUGGCCUUAAAGUGCACGUUCGCCACAAACCAGGAUUGUUUUGCCCCCAGGGUGAGAUUGGAAUGCGCCACACGUUGCAAGAUCGUUUUGCUAAGGGCAAUCAGACGGGUCUCCCCAUACCGCCGGUUUUAAACAAGAAACUGGCAGUCCUGGAUACGAUGAUUAGGUCGAAAGAGAGUUCUCUAAUUUCAGCGCAGACAGAGGCAGCUGGUGUCGAUGACAGGAUGCCGAAGACAGUUCAUAGUGGUAGUGUUAUAAAUCAGUGCCAGAGUUCUUGGGAGCUUGUCUCCGGCCAAACACACCAGAUUGUCAGGCCGUAUGAGGCGGCUGCUAAUAAUAAUUUUUGCCACCCGUAACCGGAUCUUCCUGUUGUUGUUUCGGUGCGGUUUGGAAAUAGUUUUCAACAGGUUCUACCGGGUAACACAACUCUUCUCAACUUCCUCGAAAUGGAGGAGAAAACUAAGUUUGUGGUUGACCAACACUCCAAGGAUCAUGACCAUUUUUUGGCGGGAAAUGUAGUCUUUGUAUAACUUUGUUUACUGAGUGGUACGAUAAAUUGGUGUGACUGAAGAGUGUGCCCCGGUGAGUGUUUUACCUUGAUCGUUUUGGUCAUCGGAGUCUAGGUCAGGUUCGGACAAGUUAGCCAAGUUGCUGUUUUAUAGUGAUCCGCUCGUAUUUUUCUUUUGCACAGUUUGGGAAAGUAGGAAUCUCGUUUCAUGUUUCUCCUUCCGUUGAAGAGCAAAUGUGCCGUCUGUUUGAGCCAUUUUCUUCUCCAUGGUCUUUACGGCGUUGGUUAAUUUGUGCACCGAUGGGCUGUGACUCCAUCGAAGCGACCAGGCUGUCGAUGGUUACUUCAACCUUCAACGUCUCCUUGAGCAACUUACCCGGCCAUUCUGCAUUUGGUCGGGGCCACCUUCUCAUUUGCCGCCUGAUCCGACUCUUUGUUUGCUCUGGCCAGCAAAACUGACCGACCGGCCAAUUUCUGCUUAAAAGAUCGACUUGAUUUUAUAGUCGACGUCCCGGUCGACUUUAAUCUUUUGGAUCAGGUGUUCUCUUCUCUUCUUCCCGGAUAUCCCGAUCAGUCAGAUUGUGGUCAGCAGUGUUGCAAUGGAUACAGCCAGGGUUUCCACUAAUAUUUUUCAAAAACUGGAAGCAUGCUCUCAAAAAUAACUGGAAGUAAACUGGAUCCUAUGAAAACGGUUCAUUUUAAAAAGAUCUUCUUUGAUUUAUCUAAAUUGAUUUUUUAUUUAUUUCAAUGCUUGAGAAAUUCCCUAUGAUGCUUCGUGUAGGGGAACUGGGGGGAAUGUGGUCACCCUAGAUAACAUGCCCAAUUCCUGUUUCCACAUACCACUUAAAAUUCCGUUCUUCGAAGAAUAUUGUAGCUCAACUUAUUGUAGUUCAAGAUAGAAAGCGGUUUUUAUUAUGAAAAUUGAAAAUAGUAUAUUUUUCAUAUAUGUGGUCACCCUAAGGAAUACGACCAUUUCCAGCGUCACAUACCGCUUCAAUGCCCGUUUCUCGAAGAAUAUUAUAGCUCAACUCAUUGUUGUUCAAGAUAGCAAACGGCUUUUACGAUAAAAAUUCAAAAUAGUACACUUUUCAUCAUUAGAAAAAUCGUUAGUCAUCAUUAGUGAAAAAUCGAACAUUAUUUUUGCUUGGAGGUAAAGUGGUCACCUAGUGGGGGCAAAGUGGUCACUAGCACAUAUCAAGCUUAAUGAGAUAGAUUUAUGCGUUUUUUUCGUUCAAAUUUGUUUGAAUCAUAUUUGAUAUAGUAAUAACAUCUAUGAAAUAAGCUUGGCCUAUUCACCUAGAGUCUCAAUUUAAUUUGUCUCAUACAUACAAAAAUGUAGCAAGAAACACAUAACAUUCCACAUAAAAACGCUUCGUUCAGUUGGAGUGGCAUAGUUUUCCAGGGUCAAAGCCACAAAAGGAACCUCUUCAAUAGCAGAAUGUGAUGAGGUAUAUCAGUUUUAGUAAACAGCACAUUGUAUGUCGUUAUUCACCUAUGACCACUUUGCCCCCAAACAUCAAAAUUACUUCUAUGCCAAUUAAUCGCUGAGAAUCAACAAAAUAUCUGUUCACCUCUCCUAGAAUAUGUGAACAAUCGUCCAAACUGAUGAUUUGUCCAAUAUAUCAGAUUGAAUAAACUAAAUUUCACGAGAAAUUCCUUAGAUACCAUGCGCACAGAACUAUGGCCUAAUGGCUAUCGCGAGAACAAUUUCUGUUUUUAUUUAUAUUUUGACAUGCAACAGCCUCACAAUCCGAUCGGCCUGGGUUCAAUCCCAGCUGGCGUCGUUGGGAUUUUCUGAGGUGAAAAAUCUCUGGUUGCGUCUUCCUUCGGAAGGGAAGUAAAAGAAGUUGGCCCGGUUCAGUAGUUGUUGAGUCUGAUAGGUAGGAACAGGUGGAGUCACCUCCCUGAUGUCGGUGAUUGGCACUAAAGUGGCGGAAAUAGGUCGACGAAAAAAUAGGCGAAGAUAAAAAAAAAGCAGGUGACCACUUUACCCCCACUACCCCUAGCAUUUAUAUGUAGAUGUAGAUGUAGAUAAAACGAUGAAGUCAACCCUAUCAUUCGAGCAGAUCAAUAUGACAUUUCCCACCACUCGAACAUUUCUAUGAAACUAUAUUUGAGGAUCUUUUCUUCUAGAACCUCUAAAAAAAGUUUUUUUUGGUAAAAAAACUCGCAUUUAUUGUUUCAUGUCGAUAACAUCGCUGAUAGGAGUCGCAAAACUGCUCGACAAUAUAAUCUGGUUAUGGAUCAUUGCACCGGACCUAACAUUAAUCCUCUGUUCAUUAUCUUCUAACACGCAUUUGACAUUGCUGUAGUGUUUCUUUUUUGAUAAUCUUCGUUGCUAUCAUUCCAAUAAGAAUAUAUAUAUAUUGCUAAUGACAGUUGUCAGUAUAAAUAAGCUUAGCGACAGGGAUUUUUACAUUCAGAUCUUGUACUGCCACACUGAAAUAAUACAACUGAACAGGUUCGUGUAGUGGUAGAAUACUGUCGGUUUGAAUAGGCAGCUAAAUAAUAGCUUGAAUAACAUAUUCAAUUUGAUUCGAAUUCGACUUAGCAAAUAAUAAGUCAGGUCCAAUACAAUUGAAACACAAAUUUCUGCAUUGCUCGAGAAUUAAUCAAGCAAACGAAACCAAAGUUGACAUGUGGAGGUUUUAGGGUGCAAUAAACGUUUCUUAUUGGUUAGACAUUCUUCCCCCCUCCUUAAAGGGGGCCUGCCAUACAAAUGAAACACAAACAUAUUCCAACCAAACAUGACAAUUGAAAAUUUUCGGAAAACUCUGAAGGAAAAUGGGAAAAUUCGAAAAAUUCAAUUCGAAUAUGUUCUACAAUUACAUAUUGACAAGCAUUGUUAGUUGAUUUGAUGUUUGCGCUAACUGAAUUGAUCUUCGUUCGAAAGUGGAAAUGGAUUUUAAUGUGAUAAAACGCACUUCUAUAUCGUCUUUUAUCUAUAUAAAUAAAAAUGGAUCGCCGAAUAUGUUGAUAAGAGCAAAACUCGAGAAAGGAAUUGUCCGAUUUAGGGCUGUCUUUAUUCUGUCAUAUUUUCUGUAUCCAACAUUUAUUCCAUUUAACGGAUUAACAUGUUAUUUGCAAGUGGAUGAUAAAUCUUGCACGAUAGUUGUGUCUGAAAAUAAUCUGUUAUUAUAAUGUCGAGUUUUGGUAAAAGUACUGAAAUUUUAUAUUUAAAAAUAAUGUUGAACGGUAGAUUAGAAGAUAUCAAUGAACAGUUCUGCGAUUGGACCCAUGAACGUGCGCUUAGUACGAAAACGUGGAUGUGAUAACAAAAAAUAUAUUUUGGGCGGGACGAAGUUUGCCGGGUCAGCUAGUGCUAAAUAAAAGAAACCAAUAAAUCAAUUUUUACGGUUUUACGUUUUUGCGUGGUUUGGAAUGGGAGCUAAAUCAAAACACACAAAACUGUCAAACUGACGUUUCUGUGCACUGAUUUAUGCUGUGAUUUAUGUAUUAGAAUUCUGGAAUCAUUUUUGAUUAGGUCCCACAAUAGUAUUCCAAUAAUAAAACGAGCACAGUCAAUACCAAAACAACACUGCUCAAGUAUUACUUUGGUACUGAAAUUAUCAAAUUUUGAUAUUAAAAAGCUACAUUAUUGUUGAAAAACAAACUUUACAUGUUGUCAUUGUUUUCUUGUUCUUCUUCGUUCUUGCUGCUUUAUAUUCUCGUUUAUUCUCAUCCAUUCCCGAUUUCUCCCCACGAAAAGAGACGUAGUUUUUGUGGCCAGUAUACCUUUCAUCGUAAUGUUCCCCAGUCUGUUUCUAAAGUCUGCUUCAUUUAAUAUUGGAACAAAUUCUUUCGCUCAUUGUGGCGCUCCUAGUGGACGGAUUUGGAAACUUUUUUCACCCACGUGUCGGGAAAUUCAUUACCUUUCACCAUGUAUUUAUGUCAUAACACCAAACGAUAGCAUUUUGUAAACAACCACCAUGGAAGCCGAACGGAGAGAUAAAAUUGUGCACAGUUUUCUUGAAAAUCCAUUGUUGUCGGCAUCUAAGCUAGCUAAACAGCUUAAAAUGCCCAGAAAUACCGUAUGGCGUGUUAUCAAGCAGUACAAGGAAACAUUGACGACGGCUCGGAAGCCGCAUUCGAAGCGUCGGAGUGGAACUGUCGACCGGAAACUGCGUGGGAAAGUCAUCAAGGCCGUCAAGAGGAAUCCCAAUCUUUCAGACCGCGAUUUGGCCAAUAAGUUCCAGGCUGCUCACAGUACGGUGCGACGAAUUCAUCUCCGGGAAAGAAUAAGGUCAUUCCGAGCCAGCAAACAGCCAAAUCGGACGCUGAAGCAGAACAAUGUGGCCAGAAUCCGUGCUCGAAAGCUGUACGACCAAGUGCUGACCAAGUUCGACGGAUGUAUUCUGAUGGACGAUGAGACCUACGUGAAGGCGGGCUUUGGGCAAAUCCCAGGUCAAAAAUUUUAUUUGGCGACGGCUCGGGGGCAUGUACCUGCAAAAUUUAAGUUCGUGUUUGCGGAUAAAUUCGCCCGCAAGUACAUGAUUUGGCAGGGGAUAUGCAGUUGUGGACAGAAAACCAAAGUCCAAAGUCCAAACCAUGACAAGACAAUGACAUCAGAAGUUUACAAAAAAGAGUGCCUACAGAAACGGAUUCUGCCGUUUAUUCGUGCCCACGACCGUCCAGUAAUGUUUUGGCCGGACCUCGCAAGCUGCCAUUACAGCAAAACGGUUAUGGAAUGGUACGCAACGAACGGGGUCAGCGUAAUACCGAAGGACCUCAACCCUCCAAACUGCCCCCAGUUCCGGCCGAUAGAGAAAUACUGGGCAAUCACGAAGCGGAGGCUUAAGGCAAAGGGAAAACUUGUUAGGAACAUGACUCAAAUGAAGAACUGGUGGAAUCAAAUCGCCAAAACGGUGGACGAAAAGGGUGUGCGCCGCCUAAUGUGCCGUAUUACGGGAAAAGUACGAGAAUUUCUUCGAAACAGCAAUGAAUUUUUUUUUUUUAUUUUUUUUAUGAAAGAGUAAAGAAAAUGCUACAUUUGUAUGAAAAACAAAUUAUGAAUUCGUUAAUAAAUGACUGAACUACACGCAAUUGUUUGUGUUCCAAUAUUAAAUGAAGCAGACUUUAUUCUUCAUUUUGUUGAGAUUAUAUUCAGAAAAAAGUUCUUUCCUCAGUUUCCACAGGGUUAGGAAGGGUGAGGUAGGGACAUUAUUUAUACAUUGUAAAACUAUUUUACAUAAAAUGAGUAAAACUGAAGCAAAAAUUUAAAAAACUGGAUAAAACCGGAUAAUAUUAUAAAAACUGGAAGAUUUUAGGAUUGUUCGACUGGAUCGAGAAAAAAAUGGAAGAAUCCAGUUUAAACUGGAAAAUUGGCAACGCUGGCUACAGAACCAGCGCCUUUAGCACUUAUUUCCUUAUUUCCUCAACUUAGUGUGCCCGCAGGCCCAACAACUGAAGCACUAAACCGUUGCAGGAUAAUACGGUCCCGUUCCUACUUAUAGUUACUCAAAGUUGAUGUAUUCUGGUGAUUCGGUUCCAUCCCCCCUUGGGUGAUUUUUCGAUUUUCGAAAAACUCAAAAUUCAAAAAAAUCAUCGGAAAUCGGGGUUUUCAAAAAUUUGUUUUGUGAUUUUUGUGAAGACAUUUGGCAUAAAAAAAAUCGAUUUUCGGCCAAAAUUUUUUUCGAGAGAACACCAGAUCUCGACGUGCAGACAUUCGGCGUGAAAAUAUAUUUUUUUUACCCCGAUUUCAUGGGGAGAACAUGGGGGAUUUUCGAGGGCAAAAAAUCAAAACUUUGAGUGUUUUGAACCUUAGCCUCAUGUUCGAUUGAGCAGAAAUUUUGCAAUGGUAAUUUUUUGGGGCCAGUAAACAAAAUGUCGCUGCCACCCUAAUGUCCAUAUUCCAUAAUUGUGGAUUCUCUUCCAUAACCACACUGGCACGAGAAUAUCCCGUAUGUAGAAUAUUUUUCCCGUUUGGUAACUUAAAAAUAAACAUGAUUCAUCCAUUUGCAACUGAAAUGUAAAUGAUUAAGAAAAUAUCAUUGAAUUCUCUCACAUAAAACAACACUCACCUCUUUCUCGGUUUAUUUAAGAGGCUUUAGCCCUUUGCGGGCGUGUUUAAUUCUGAUAUGUAUGGCGUACUGAUCGGAGUGAAUCUCCCUCGCAAGAGCAGCGAUAACAUGUAUAUCGAAGAUAAACAAGAUCUAUUUUUUGUGAAAUUUUGAUAUGUAUUUACUUAACAAUGUGUUCUGAUGUGAUGUGUUUAUAGAAAUAACAUUUUAUAAAUAACGAAGGAAAAUACCCAGCAUCGUGACUAUCCCCUUAUCUUUCCACGUUCAUAAUCUUUGGUUUAUACCGGGUACCAUUGUCUUCUAUUCAUAGGAGCUCCUUUUUAAUUCGUGAACAGGUUCACUAAACAUUAAUAUUUGUUUAGAGAAAAAUGUAAAUUGAUAUAUAAUUCAAUCUGCUUUCAGACACCACAGCAUGUAACCAUUCUAAUCAUAUACUUUGAUUAGAAUGGUUACAUACUGUAGUGGCUGAAUGCAGACAUACGAGCGCGAGCUUGAGCUUGGGUAGACUGUACACUUCGUAGUUGCUCUCCGUGAUUGACCUGAACCAGCGAAAUUGCACAAAAAACACACUGAAUGUCGCUUGAGAGUAGCAAUCCAUUCUCAUUGUGCAAGUUUCGGUGGAUCGAGCUUCAAAUAGUCAAUAACGACGCCAGCCACGUCCUUCUAGUCACCAGAUGGGUCACCUCUAUAGCGCGGUUCCCUAGCGAUUAUCAUUUGAGGGAUAGUUGUUAGUGGGAAGGGUUAAGAAUCAAGAUUUACUGCGGAUAGUGAUGUGAUUAUGUUAACGCGAACCCAAAACGACUCGACAAAACAUGGGUCCGAGGUUAUCAUCGGGCUACCUGAGAAAUCGAAAGAACUCUACAAUGACUCGAAUCGGCGACUUAUUAUACACUCUGUCCAACUUCUAUAAGACCACCCUGAUUCUAUUUCGUUGCAACACAAACAGUUAGAAUUUCAACAAGAUACAUCCAUACAUUGUUGAAUGUUUAGAAUAAAGCAUAUUUAAGGUCAAUUUCGUUUAAAAGAGUUGUUUGUUUAUUUAUUGUGCUUAAAUAUAAUAUAGAAACUAAAUACUUGAAAUUAAGAACAUUUCAAAAUUCAUAAGGAUCAUCAAUGAAUAAAACGAAUUUCUCGAUAUUUUUCGAUGUUUCCGAAAUUGCGACCUUGAGCUCUUCAAUCGUGAUGUACCGUUUUCCCUCAGUGUAAAUUCUGCGUACAAGGUUCCCCCUAAGAUUUUCAACAGGAUUCAAAUCUGGAGAGCGUACCGACCAGUCCAAAAAAUUAAGUUUUUGGUCCCUAAUCCAUUGUUUAGUUGCUUAGUUAUUGCUUUCUCGUAUGAAUAGUAGCAUUGUUUUCCUGGAAUGUGAAUUUUUUGUGACGAUAUCCACGCAAAAACGGUAGGAGAGAGGAUUCCAGAACUUACGUGAUCCUUGAAUGGUGUGAAAGCUGUCUUGAGCUUUCCGGUUGCACAGAAUCCCGCCCAAAUCAUGCACUAGCCUCCAACAAAAUUUCUGGUUAAAAAAUACUGUUUCUUCUUUCGUCAAUCACGCCAGUGCCCGUUGAAACCAUCAAGACCAUCCUAAUUGAUCUUUUUUCGUCAGUGAAGAUAACCUAUACAUUGGGCCUGAUCACGAACGUCACUUCACGGUGAAAACGAAGUGAAUUGUAUACAACGUUAUUACGGCUGCCACCGUGUGUGUAGAAUCCGGAAGAGUUCAUCCGUCGUGACAACUUCGAUGAACUCGGUGUUAUUAUGAAUAUCACGAUACUGUCACGUCACGGGGAAAAACAAGUAUAUUUGUCACUUGUGGUUUAAAUGGUGAAAGCUAGUCACGCGGAAUGGAGUAAGUUUAAUUUCGGAUUUAUUUAGCUUUUUUGCUAACAUUUUGAGUUGUGUCUUACUUUUUAAAUAAGAAAAGAUAAACAAACAGCAAUGUACUCGCUUGGUGGCAUUUUUAGAACGAAAUUCUGACGUAUCCAGAGGACGUAAAUUUGUUUAUUUGGAUUCGAUAAAUACUAUGCUAUGGGAUGUAACUGAGGACUAAAAAUGUAGCUCCUGUUGAACGAUUAAAACAUGGCGAAAGGUCUAAUUUCGAUUGUCCUAAAUGAAUAGAAAUUUUUUAUUUCUAUUUUAAGGAUUAGACUAACAGAGAGUUGCAACCCCAUAAAAUGGCAAUGGAAGCCACUGGCCACUGACGAUCAUUAUGAUUGAUUAUGCAUAAUAUUGAUUUGCUGAUAGUUUGAAUAUUAAACAAUAACUGUAAUGUUUUCCAACAUUGCAGAGCUGGUUUUUGUAAUUCAAACAUUCGCAAUUGGUGGACAAGACCCGAAUCAGGACGAUAGUUACAUCGAAUAAGGCCAUUGAUCUUUUGUUUUUACGUAAUAGAUAUUUUCAACGAUAUUGUUUUGAAGACAUACUUUGAAUGAAAGAAUAUUUAAAUUUCAAAUAAGGAAAAAAAUGAAUCUAUCAUUGCAUAGCUUUUAAUUUAAUAAUUUUCAAAUUAUUCUCUAGUUCUUUUUCCAUAAUUUUGAUAUCCGUCCAAAGGAAAUCUGAAUCAUUUUCUGCGUAUGGCAGAAAAACUCAUCAGGUGUUUCAUAUGAAAAUUAUGCUUCUGACCGACGGUACUGACCAGUUUCUGUUUAAAUAAUUAUAUCAAACCUCAUGUCCCGUAUAUCAAAUUACACGAGAAUGGGAAGUAUAAGAGGAUUAAACUCCAGAAUCCCAUAUGGGAGUAACUAAGAUUAUACUGAUCAUGAGAUGGAUAAAUUCGGGUUUAUUCUGAAAUAUAGAAGAUAUUAUUAUUCAUCAAAAUUGUAGAAACGGUUGUUCAAAAAUGAUUUUAACGUUAACCUAUACUAACUACUUCUCACUAUUCAAACGAGUAAGACAGAGCUGAGUACAAGAGUAUGCGAGAUAUCAAUUAUUAAACUCAUGAUAGUCAUGCUUUAUCUCUAAAGUAAUUUAUAGAAAAGGAAAUAAAAUUACAUUCCCAUAUGUUCAACAACUACAUCAUUCAAAAGCAACCAAGUGUUCCUCCUCAUCUUUGAACCAGCGUUUGAUUCAGCAAACUAACGCAUCAAGCAAAUGAUUCAUGGAAUGAUUCCGAAUAGUUGGCAUUGAAAUACCGAAUCAUCGAGAUAUAAUCGCAAACUUGUCAUUCUAAAACAUACGUUCAAUUAAAUGAAAUAUUAUCUCAUACACUUAGUUAUUUUACCUACAUAACGUUCAAACGUCCGAAAUUAUGCAACCAACAUAACGUUCAAAAUUAUGCAACUGAGAUGUCUCUUAUAAACGAGAAUGAACUCUUUCACUUCACGGAGUUUAUUUUUACACGCAACUAUCCGUGACAAUGAUGAUAGACACAAAAAGAUUAAGUGAAGUGUAAGUGACGUGAAAGCGUUUGUGACAGUGAUGUUCAUGAUCAGGCCCAUUGAAGAACUUUUCGUUAUGGUAUACAGAAUACAGAAUGUGAAGGGUGUGUCACAUCAAAUUGCAUCACGGAAAAAACGGUGUAGAAAUUUAAUUUUUAGGAAUUAUAUCUUCAGCUUUCGCUUAUAAUCAGAUAAGCGUGUAUAGAUCACGUUGGCCAUGCUUCACUGUCAAUUUUUCGUAAAUUUGGAAAAAUGUCGUCGAACGAAAAAGAGCGUCGUGAAUUAAUCCUGUGCACUCAUUUCGAGAAUCCGGAGUUGUCACAUCGGGACAUCGGUAAGAUGCUGGGAAUCGUCCAAUCCACGGUCAGCAGAGUACUAAAACGAUAUUUCGAGAACCUAACCAUCGACCGGAAGGUGAAGAACGGCAAAAAUGGAUGCUCCGUCAGUGAAAAAGAUCACAAGCGCGUAGUUAAGCAGUUUAGACGCGAUCCGAGAAGUUCGGUGCGGGAUGUCGCCAAUAAGCUGAAUUUGUCAAGUUCAUUCGUCCAGCGGACCAAACAGCGGGAGGGCCUGCGUACAUACAAGGUUCAGAAGGCUCCUAACCGCGAUGAAAGGCAAAACAUGGUGAGGAAGGCGCGAGCCCGGAAGCUGUACACCGAAAUGCUGACGAAGCCGCAUUGCCUGGUAAUGGACGACGAAACCUACGUCAAAGCGGACUUUCGUCAGCUGCCGGGCCUGUUGUUCUUCUCCGCAAAGGACAAAUUCAGCGUUCCGGAGGAGAUUAGCAAGCAGAAACUAUCCAAGUUUGCCAAAAAGUACAUGGUGUGGCAAGCGAUCUGCUCUUGCGGAAAGCGCCCCCUUCGUGAUGACCGGCACGGUAAACGGGCAGGUUUACCUUAACGAGUGCCUACAGAAGCACUUACUACCACUAUUGAAGCAGCACGAGGGCCUGACCAUCUUCUGGCCGGAUCUCGCUUCGUGCCACUAUUCAAAGGACGUGUUGGAGUGGUAAGAAGCCAACGGGGUCACCUUCGUGCCAAAGGAAAUGAACCCGCCCAACGCGCCGGAGCUUCGCCCAAUAGAGAAAUAUUGGGCGAUUAUGAAGCAGGCCCUCCGGAAGAACCCAAAAGUUGUCAAAUCGGAGGCGGACUUCAAGAGAAUGGAUUUCUGUUCAAAAAAAAACUAAAACCUGACGUUGUACAGAACCUUAUGAACGGGGUAAAGCGGAAGGUGCGAGCAUACGGGCUUGGGCUCGAAGUAUGAAUAAAAAGAAAAUGCCAAAAGUUGUUUAAUAGUUUUUAUUUUACUGUCUAAAAUUUUCAAAAGGAUCGGUCUACUGGGCGAAUUUCUACAGCGUUUUUUCCGUGAUGCAAUUUGAUGUGACACACCCUUUAUUCUUUUGGAAACAUUCUUUGUCACAACAUACCAUGUCCCACUGUCGGUUCAUGUGAGCUUUGGCAAAACUCAGACGUCAUCCGAUGUGAGAUGGUGUAAGAUGAGGUUUAACGCUUUAACCUUUUAAACCCUCUUUAUGUGAGGAUUUUUUACCAAACCUUGAUGAAUUGUCAUCCGAUUGCUUUAUAUUGCUUUAUUUGAAUAAGCGAUUUUGAGGUAUUCGAAUCUGUUCUAGCUAUUUCCCGCUUAUCCCAGUCAGAGAGCUUCAAUUUACGUGGAGCUCUCUCCUUCUUAUCGUAUCCUUGAGGAUUCGUCAAAUAAUUGAGCACUACUUGAUGGGAUCGUCCAAUCCGACGAGAAAUUUCUUCGAUACCAACAUUUUCUUGGAGGAAUGCAUCGAUUUGUCUUUCUUUUCUUUACGUGAGCACAUUUUCAUUAUUUAUUGAUCAAAACAACUAAAACAACGGGAAAAUGUAACUGGUCUUAUAGAAAAUUGGCACUUGGAAAAUAUAAAACCUUUGAUUUACGCUCAGAGAUUACACACACACAUAUGAAAAUUAUGCAGUGUAUGGUAGUCACCAAUACGAACACACUAGAAUAUAAGUAGAAGCAUUGGUUAUUUAUAAUGGCACAAAGCAGCAAUAUCGUCACCUGGUCUUAUAGAAGUUAGACAGAGUGUAUUAUUUUUGCGCCUGGUAUUCUCUUGUAUUCUCAGAUCGCGACGCCGAAGAUUAACUGAAAGGUAACUGAAAGAACUCCUCAAUGGUUCGAAUCGACGAUAUAUUAUGAGAUCGUUCACGCGUAGUAUACCUCUAUUGAAUUCCCUAAAAGUCAUGAAUGGGUUACCUGAGAAGGUAACCGAAAUAACUCCUCUAAAAUGAUUUGAAUCGACCGCUUAUUAUAUGACUUUUCGCGCAUGGUACUCUCUUGUAUUGUCAAAUCGCGACGCCGGAGAUUAUUAUGAACAAGUUGAGCUCCGUGUUGGUCGCUAGGGGCCGACAUUGAGUAUUUCGUUAGAAAAACGUUAAUCACUAGGAGUGACAGUUACUAAAUUGUAACGUUUGAUAAAAAAAUAUGUUGAGAAAAAAAAGGAAAAAAUAAUUCAAUUUAAAUUCAAAGUUCUUUAUUAAUUGUUUAGGUAGUAAUACAAUAUAUAAAAAAACAGCUCAUAGUGUUCCGUUUGCGAUUACGUUUAAGGAUAAUCAAGGUAAAAAACUAAAGGAAACUUAUCUCUCCUGAAUUAAUUUACUUUAUAAACCCUUUGUGAACAGGAACGCCUUUUCAUCAGGCGGCUUAUCCAGGACCUUGCUGCUGGACAAUUGAUUCGGUUGAAUACCGGGUGAGUCUGCAACCACGGCGAAACGAACCGGAGCGAACCCGAACGUCCGACUCGGUGCAUCCGCAGUAUCCCGCUGUACAUGCCAAACGCACUUGGAGGAACUUGGAGGAAGACCGAUCGGUGGCUCGCCUGUGUGGUGGCAGACCACCCGCAGGCAAGCACGUCCCCGAGUUCUGGAGCGAAUCCGGAGAUCGACAGAUUAUAGUUUGUUCAAAACAAUAAAACGGAGAAUGGAAUGGAUCGAGAAUCAUGUUUCGUAGCUUUUCUGAACAACAUUACAGAUUGGAAGACCUACAUAAUGCAGCGAGCAAAACACAGCAGCAGCAAGCAGUUGUUCGACUUAUUUCAUGGAGGGGGGCCCAUCGAAUCGGAUAUUUUAUUUCGAAGAAAAAUAAAUGAAAAUGCAACAGUUGCAGACGAAAACGGCAGUAUUUAUUUGUCGAUGCUCGGAAAAAUAAUAUGCAUCCUGAACAUAUCCGUAAAGUUAUUCGUGGUCAUAGUGAUAUGAAGCGAACCGUGCAGAGAGUUUUGCAGUGAUGAAAUUGUAUGCUAACGUUCCGGUGCUGCAUCAUAUCGUCUCGUGAUGUGCGGUUGGAAAUAAGACCGAUGCCGUUCCAACGAAUCCAACGAUAUACUGAUAGCGUGUAGGAACCAGAACAAUUGAAGGUUAUCAAAAUUGAUUCAAGGUCAAUUCCUGCGAACAUGAGUGAACACCAGUUUUUGACUGAAGUGGCGUGUUUCAACACAAAAAGUAACCACCACCAGCAUCGCUAUGUGGAUUUACAAACGGAUCCUAUAUACUAUGACUUUCAUCAUGACAUAGUCUCCGGAUAUUGUUCAUGGGAGGUCUAAAUGUUCAUCUAUCACCAAGGACCGUUAGUAUUGAAAAUUGGAAUGAUUGCGAUAGCAUUUUGUCAGCCCAUUCGCGCUAAAUAAUUGCUAAUUGUGUAAUAAUAUGCUGAGAUGUUUAUAUUAUUGUGAAACUCUCAAAAAUAUUUCGAGAUAGUAGAGCGGUCUUCAAAUCAUUGAUUUCUUCAUUCGUCGUGACAGUACGCAGAAUACCAGAGGAUGUCACGGAUUGAUAUUAUGGAACUGAUGAAUUGUAAUACUGAACGCUAUUCCGGUAGGGAACGAUCGGUAGACAUUCAAACAAAAUAGUAACGAAAUUAAAUUUAAAAAUAG